AUGCGAGGUCGGGUCAUCUCCUCCAACUUCUUAAAACGGACCGCUUCUCGACCUUUCCAUUCAGCCACCGGGAUCCAGCGAUCGUCUGUUGAUGCGUCGCCUGAUGCGUCGCCUGCAACGCAUUGCCCGGUCGCGUGGAUGAAGAUUCAAGUGCAGCAGAUCAAUGGCGACACAUCCGUCUUCGAGCUGAUGCCAGAGAUGACGAUGGGGGACUUCAAAGAAAUGCUGAAGGCAGAGCUGUCCUCAUCGAGGGAAGGCAUCCAGUCAAGAAGGACGGUCAAAGUGGAAGUCAUGGUCAAUGGCACUCCCUUCCAGCGGAGCGAUGGUGAGACAGUGCUGGAAGCAGGGAUGGCUCCGGAGGUUGAGGUGCAAGCGCUCCUCACCGUUGAUCCCAUCAUUUGCUGCAGUCGCGCAGAGUCUGGCUAUGCAUCGGAGGACCUGGUGGUGGUGAACAUCCCACGGACGGUGACGUGCUGCGAGGGCUUGACCUACUGGGAGUAUCCUACCGUCAUUCCUCAUGGCGCGAUGGCGAAGGUUGUAACUCUUUGA
This is a messenger RNA of Durusdinium trenchii, 549 nucleotides long. The record is from the annotation of a GenBank genome assembly. NCBI's taxonomy places the organism in Eukaryota, Dinophyceae, Suessiales, Symbiodiniaceae.